Hyaloperonospora brassicae is the source of this 7923-nucleotide messenger RNA. Lineage: Eukaryota; Oomycota; Peronosporomycetes; Peronosporales; Peronosporaceae. The record is from the annotation of a GenBank genome assembly.
AUGGAGACCUGCGAAGAGACGGAGACGGAGGAGAGCAGUCUUCCGACGACGCCCGCUACGGAUGGUCCUGCUGUGAGUGUGACGGAGCAAGCUGGCACGGUGCCAGGCGAGUCGGUGAAGACGGAGGUGUUCCGCUCGGAGAGACCGGACGGCAGCAUCGUGACCAAGACGGUCCGCACCACGACUUGGACCAAGAAGUGUACGAAUGGCGAUCUCGUGACGACGACUGAGGUGGAAACGACGACUGAAACGGAAUCCCCGGACGGCACGACAAGCACUACGGUGGCGAUGGAGACCUGCGAUGAGACGGAGACGGAGGAGAGCAGUCUUCCGACGACGCCCGCUACGGAUGGUCCUGCUGUGAGUGUGACGGAGCAAGCUGGCACGGUGCCAGGCGAGUCGGUGAAGACGGAGGUGUUCCGCUCGGAGAGACCGGACGGCAGCAUCGUGACCAAGACGGUCCGCACCACGACUUGGACCAAGAAGUGUACGAAUGGCGAUCUCGUGACGACGACUGAGGUGGAAACGACGACUGAAACGGAAUCCCCGGACGGCACGACAAGCACUACGGUGGCGAUGGAGACCUGCGAUGAGACGGAGACGGAGGAGAGCAGUCUCCCGACGACGCCCGCUACGGAUGGUCCUGCUGUGAGUGUGACGGAGCAAGCUGGCACGGUGCCAGGCGAGUCGGUGAAGACGGAGGUGUUCCGCUCGGAGAGACCGGACGGCAGCAUCGUGACCAAGACGGUCCGCACCACGACUUGGACCAAGAAGUGUACGAAUGGCGAUCUCGUGACGACGACUGAGGUGGAAACGACGACUGAAACGGAAUCCCCGGACGGCACGACAAGCACUACGGUGGCGAUGGAGACCUGCGAAGAGACGGAGACGGAGGAGAGCAGUCUCCCGACGACGCCCGCUACGGAUGGUCCUGCUGUGAGUGUGACGGAGCAAGCUGGCACGGUGCCAGGCGAGUCGGUGAAGACGGAGGUGUUCCGCUCGGAGAGACCGGACGGCAGCAUCGUGACCAAGACGGUCCGCACCACGACUUGGACCAAGAAGUGUACGAAUGGCGAUCUCGUGACGACGACUGAGGUGGAAACGACGACUGAAACGGAAUCCCCGGACGGCACGACAAGCACUACGGUGGCGAUGGAGACCUGCGAAGAGACGGAGAUGCGAGUCGGUGAAGACGGAGGUGUUCCGCGGAGAGAGGACGGCAGAAUCGUGACCAAGACGGCGCAGGGCGGCGGCGCGGGGGAGGGGGGGGGGGAGCCCAACGACAAACCGGAACCCCCGGAAGGGGAGGAAGGGGAGGGGGGGGCGACGGAAGUGAGGGAAGAGACGGAGACGUAUGAGGAGGUGCCAAUCUUCAAGAAGACGCCCGAGACGACGGAAGUGGAUGAAACGGAGGAGACCACGACGGAAGUGACGUUCACGACGGAGACGUAUGAGGAGGUGCCAAUCUUCAAGAAGACGCCCGAGACGACGGAAGUGGAUGAAACGGAGGAGACCACGACGGAAGUGACGGAAGUGACGGAGACGUAUGAGGAGGUGCCAAUCUUCAAGAAGACGCCCGAGACGACGGAAGUGGAUGAAACGGAGGAGACCACGACGGAAGUGACGUUCACGACGGAGACGUAUGAGGAGGUGCCAAUCUUCAAGAAGACGCCCGAGACGACGGAAGUGGAUGAAACGGAGGAGACCACGACGGAAGUGACGUUCACGACGGAGACGUAUGAGGAGGUGCCAAUCUUCAAGAAGACGCCCGAGACGACGGAAGUGGAUGAAACGGAGGAGACCACGACGGAAGUGACGUUCACGACGGAGACGUAUGAGGAGAAGACGCCCGAGACGACGGAAGUGGAUGAAACGGAGGAGACCACGACGGAAGUGACGUUCACGACGGAGACGUAUGAGGAGGUGCCAAUCUUCAAGAAGACGCCCGAGACGACGGAAGUGGAUGAAACGGAGGAGACCACGACGGAAGUGACGUUCACGACGGAGACGUAUGAGGAGGUGCCAAUCUUCAAGAAGACGCCCGAGACGACGGAAGUGGAUGAAACGGAGGAGACCACGACGGAAGUGACGUUCACGACGGAGACGUAUGAGGAGAAGACGCCCGAGACGACGGAAGUGGAUGAAACGGAGGAGACCACGACGGAAGUGACGUUCACGACGGAGACGUAUGAGGAGGUGCCAAUCUUCAAGAAGACGCCCGAGACGACGGAAGUGGAUGAAACGGAGGAGACCACGACGGAAGUGACGUUCACGACGGAGACGUAUGAGGAGACGGAGACGUAUGAGGAGGUGCCAAUCUUCAAGAAGACGCCCGAGACGACGGAAGUGGAUGAAACGGAGGAGACCACGACGGAAGUGACGUUCACGACGGAGACGUAUGAGGAGGUGCCAAUCUUCAAGAAGACGCCCGAGACGACGGAAGUGGAUGAAACGGAGGAGACCACGACGGAAGUGACGGAAGUGACGGAGACGUAUGAGGAGGUGCCAAUCUUCAAGAAGACGCCCGAGACGACGGAAGUGGAUGAAACGGAGGAGACCACGACGGAAGUGACGUUCACGACGGAGACGUAUGAGGAGGUGCCAAUCUUCAAGAAGACGCCCGAGACGACGGAAGUGGAUGAAACGGAGGAGACCACGACGGAAGUGACGUUCACGACGGAGACGUAUGAGGAGGUGCCAAUCUUCAAGAAGACGCCCGAGACGACGGAAGUGGAUGAAACGGAGGAGACCACGACGGAAGUGACGGAAGUGACGGAGACGUAUGAGGAGGUGCCAAUCUUCAAGAAGACGCCCGAGACGACGGAAGUGGAUGAAACGGAGGAGACCACGACGGAAGUGACGUUCACGACGGAGACGUAUGAGGAGGUGCCAAUCUUCAAGAAGACGCCCGAGACGACGGAAGUGGAUGAAACGGAGGAGACCACGACGGAAGUGACGUUCACGACGGAGACGUAUGAGGAGGUGCCAAUCUUCAAGAAGACGCCCGAGACGACGGAAGUGGAUGAAACGGAGGAGACCACGACGGAAGUGACGUUCACGACGGAGACGUAUGAGGAGGUGCCAAUCUUCAAGAAGACGCCCGAGACGACGGAAGUGGAUGAAACGGAGGAGACCACGACGGAAGUGACGUUCACGACGGAGACGUAUGAGGAGGUGCCAAUCUUCAAGAAGACGCCCGAGACGACGGAAGUGGAUGAAACGGAGGAGACCACGACGGAAGUGACGUUCACGACGGAGACGUAUGAGGAGGUGCCAAUCUUCAAGAAGACGCCCGAGACGACGGAAGUGGAUGAAACGGAGGAGACCACGACGGAAGUGACGUUCACGACGGAGACGUAUGAGGAGGUGCCAAUCUUCAAGAAGACGCCCGAGACGACGGAAGUGGAUGAAACGGAGGAGACCACGACGGAAGUGACGUUCACGACGGAGACGUAUGAGGAGGUGCCAAUCUUCAAGAAGACGCCCGAGACGACGGAAGUGGAUGAAACGGAGGAGACCACGACGGAAGUGACGUUCACGACGGAGACGUAUGAGGAGGUGCCAAUCUUCAAGAAGACGCCCGAGACGACGGAAGUGGAUGAAACGGAGGAGACCACGACGGAAGUGACGUUCACGACGGAGACGUAUGAGGAGGUGCCAAUCUUCAAGAAGACGCCCGAGACGACGGAAGUGGAUGAAACGGAGGAGACCACGACGGAAGUGACGUUCACGACGGAGACGUAUGAGGAGGUGCCAAUCUUCAAGAAGACGCCCGAGACGACGGAAGUGGAUGAAACGGAGGAGACCACGACGGAAGUGACGUUCACGACGGAGACGUAUGAGGAGGUGCCAAUCUUCAAGAAGACGCCCGAGACGACGGAAGUGGAUGAAACGGAGGAGACCACGACGGAAGUGACGUUCACGACGGAGACGUAUGAGGAGAAGACGCCCGAGACGACGGAAGUGGAUGAAACGGAGGAGACCACGACGGAAGUGACGGAAGUGACGGAGACGUAUGAGGAGGUGCCAAUCUUCAAGAAGACGCCCGAGACGACGGAAGUGGAUGAAACGGAGGAGACCACGACGGAAGUGACGUUCACGACGGAGACGUAUGAGGAGGUGCCAAUCUUCAAGAAGACGCCCGAGACGACGGAAGUGGAUGAAACGGAGGAGACCACGACGGAAGUGACGUUCACGACGGAGACGUAUGAGGAGGUGCCAAUCUUCAAGAAGACGCCCGAGACGACGGAAGUGGAUGAAACGGAGGAGACCACGACGGAAGUGACGGAAGUGACGGAGACGUAUGAGGAGGUGCCAAUCUUCAAGAAGACGCCCGAGACGACGGAAGUGGAUGAAACGGAGGAGACCACGACGGAAGUGACGGAAGUGACGGAGACGUAUGAGGAGGUGCCAAUCUUCAAGAAGACGCCCGAGACGACGGAAGUGGAUGAAACGGAGGAGACCACGACGGAAGUGACGUUCACGACGGAGACGUAUGAGGAGGUGCCAAUCUUCAAGAAGACGCCCGAGACGACGGAAGUGGAUGAAACGGAGGAGACCACGACGGAAGUGACGUUCACGACGGAGACGUAUGAGGAGGUGCCAAUCUUCAAGAAGACGCCCGAGACGACGGAAGUGGAUGAAACGGAGGAGACCACGACGGAAGUGACGUUCACGACGGAGACGUAUGAGGAGGUGCCAAUCUUCAAGAAGACGCCCGAGACGACGGAAGUGGAUGAAACGGAGGAGACCACGACGGAAGUGACGUUCACGACGGAGACGUAUGAGGAGGUGCCAAUCUUCAAGAAGACGCCCGAGACGACGGAAGUGGAUGAAACGGAGGAGACCACGACGGAAGUGACGUUCACGACGGAGACGUAUGAGGAGGUGCCAAUCUUCAAGAAGACGCCCGAGACGACGGAAGUGGAUGAAACGGAGGAGACCACGACGGAAGUGACGUUCACGACGGAGACGUAUGAGGAGGUGCCAAUCUUCAAGAAGACGCCCGAGACGACGGAAGUGGAUGAAACGGAGGAGACCACGACGGAAGUGACGUUCACGACGGAGACGUAUGAGGAGGUGCCAAUCUUCAAGAAGACGCCCGAGACGACGGAAGUGGAUGAAACGGAGGAGACCACGACGGAAGUGACGUUCACGACGGAGACGUAUGAGGAGGUGCCAAUCUUCAAGAAGACGCCCGAGACGACGGAAGUGGAUGAAACGGAGGAGACCACGACGGAAGUGACGGAAGUGACGGAGACGUAUGAGGAGGUGCCAAUCUUCAAGAAGACGCCCGAGACGACGGAAGUGGAUGAAACGGAGGAGACCACGACGGAAGUGACGUUCACGACGGAGACGUAUGAGGAGGUGCCAAUCUUCAAGAAGACGCCCGAGACGACGGAAGUGGAUGAAACGGAGGAGACCACGACGGAAGUGACGGAAGUGACGGAGACGUAUGAGGAGGUGCCAAUCUUCAAGAAGACGCCCGAGACGACGGAAGUGGAUGAAACGGAGGAGACCACGACGGAAGUGACGUUCACGACGGAGACGUAUGAGGAGGUGCCAAUCUUCAAGAAGACGCCCGAGACGACGGAAGUGGAUGAAACGGAGGAGACCACGACGGAAGUGACGUUCACGACGGAGACGUAUGAGGAGGUGCCAAUCUUCAAGAAGACGCCCGAGACGACGGAAGUGGAUGAAACGGAGGAGACCACGACGGAAGUGACGUUCACGACGGAGACGUAUGAGGAGGUGCCAAUCUUCAAGAAGACGCCCGAGACGACGGAAGUGGAUGAAACGGAGGAGACCACGACGGAAGUGACGUUCACGACGGAGACGUAUGAGGAGGUGCCAAUCUUCAAGAAGACGCCCGAGACGACGGAAGUGGAUGAAACGGAGGAGACCACGACGGAAGUGACGUUCACGACGGAGACGUAUGAGGAGGUGCCAAUCUUCAAGAAGACGCCCGAGACGACGGAAGUGGAUGAAACGGAGGAGACCACGACGGAAGUGACGUUCACGACGGAGACGUAUGAGGAGGUGCCAAUCUUCAAGAAGACGCCCGAGACGACGGAAGUGGAUGAAACGGAGGAGACCACGACGGAAGUGACGUUCACGACGGAGACGUAUGAGGAGGUGCCAAUCUUCAAGAAGACGCCCGAGACGACGGAAGUGGAUGAAACGGAGGAGACCACGACGGAAGUGACGUUCACGACGGAGACGUAUGAGGAGGUGCCAAUCUUCAAGAAGACGCCCGAGACGACGGAAGUGGAUGAAACGGAGGAGACCACGACGGAAGUGACGUUCACGACGGAGACGUAUGAGGAGGUGCCAAUCUUCAAGAAGACGCCCGAGACGACGGAAGUGGAUGAAACGGAGGAGACCACGACGGAAGUGACGUUCACGACGGAGACGUAUGAGGAGGUGCCAAUCUUCAAGAAGACGCCCGAGACGACGGAAGUGGAUGAAACGGAGGAGACCACGACGGAAGUGACGUUCACGACGGAGACGUAUGAGGAGGUGCCAAUCUUCAAGAAGACGCCCGAGACGACGGAAGUGGAUGAAACGGAGGAGACCACGACGGAAGUGACGUUCACGACGGAGACGUAUGAGGAGGUGCCAAUCUUCAAGAAGACGCCCGAGACGACGGAAGUGGAUGAAACGGAGGAGACCACGACGGAAGUGACGGAGACGUAUGAGGAGGUGCCAAUCUUCAAGAAGACGCCCGAGACGACGGAAGUGGAUGAAACGGAGGAGACCACGACGGAAGUGACGUUCACGACGGAGACGUAUGAGGAGGUGCCAAUCUUCAAGAAGACGCCCGAGACGACGGAAGUGGAUGAAACGGAGGAGACCACGACGGAAGUGACGUUCACGACGGAGACGUAUGAGGAGGUGCCAAUCUUCAAGAAGACGCCCGAGACGACGGAAGUGGAUGAAACGGAGGAGACCACGACGGAAGUGACGUUCACGACGGAGACGUAUGAGGAGGUGCCAAUCUUCAAGAAGACGCCCGAGACGACGGAAGUGGAUGAAACGGAGGAGACCACGACGGAAGUGACGUUCACGACGGAGACGUAUGAGGAGGUGCCAAUCUUCAAGAAGACGCCCGAGACGACGGAAGUGGAUGAAACGGAGGAGACCACGACGGAAGUGACGUUCACGACGGAGACGUAUGAGGAGGUGCCAAUCUUCAAGAAGACGCCCGAGACGACGGAAGUGGAUGAAACGGAGGAGACCACGACGGAAGUGACGUUCACGACGGAGACGUAUGAGGAGGUGCCAAUCUUCAAGAAGACGCCCGAGACGACGGAAGUGGAUGAAACGGAGGAGACCACGACGGAAGUGACGUUCACGACGGAGACGUAUGAGGAGGUGCCAAUCUUCAAGAAGACGCCCGAGACGACGGAAGUGGAUGAAACGGAGGAGACCACGACGGAAGUGACGUUCACGACGGAGACGUAUGAGGAGGUGCCAAUCUUCAAGAAGACGCCCGAGACGACGGAAGUGGAUGAAACGGAGGAGACCACGACGGAAGUGACGUUCACGACGGAGACGUAUGAGGAGGUGCCAAUCUUCAAGAAGACGCCCGAGACGACGGAAGUGGAUGAAACGGAGGAGACCACGACGGAAGUGACGUUCACGACGGAGACGUAUGAGGAGGUGCCAAUCUUCAAGAAGACGCCCGAGACGACGGAAGUGGAUGAAACGGAGGAGACCACGACGGAAGUGACGGUGACGGAGACGUAUGAGGAGGUGCCAAUCUUCAAGAAGACGCCCGAGACGACGGAAGUGGAUGAAACGGAGGAGACCACGACGGAAGUGACGUUCACGACGGAGACGUAUGAGGAGGUGCCAAUCUUCAAGAAGACGCCCGAGACGACGGAAGUGGAUGAAACGGAGGAGACCACGACGGAGAAGUGA